Molecule: messenger RNA, 3510 nt
Organism: Menidia menidia (Atlantic silverside)
Lineage: Eukaryota; Metazoa; Chordata; Actinopteri; Atheriniformes; Atherinopsidae
Source: the annotation of a GenBank genome assembly
AGCCUGUUGCUCACGCUCAUCAAAUAGCCGCUUUUUACUCUACAUGCCUGCUGUCUGUUCAUAGAUGGAGCAGAGUGAGACCAGAAUAUCAGCAGGAGCUGUGAAAAAAAUCUUCAUCAUCCCUAAAUCUGCAUUUUCCUUAUUCCUUCAGACUUCUUUAGCAAACUAACAAGAGGAACUGAUAAAAAAAGGCAGUGAGAACAAGCUGAUGGGAGGCUGAGCACAGCGAUGUUAGCAGACCACUAAAGAUGACCCUGUUGGCCGGUGACGGUUCUGACUAUGACUACAGCGCUCUGAGCUGUGCCUCCGACACCUCCCUCAACCCUCCGCCGCAACAAGAAGAACAAGCCCGGAAAGGCGCCUUCUACAAAAGGGCCCAGCCCGCCCCUGAGGUCAGCGCCGUUGCUGAAAACCCGCCGCUGUCCGGCGCCCGCAGGCUCCACGCCAUCAUCAACGUGGGCGGUCUGCGUUACCAGCUGCCCUGGACCACCUUGGAGGACUUCCCGUUGUCCCGUCUGGGCCAGCUGCACCUCUGCAGCAGCUUUGACGAGAUCAUGCUGAUAUGCGACGACUACGACGUGGCUCGAAACGAGUUCUUUUUCGACCGAAGCCCCUGUGCUUUCCGCACAAUCCUCACCUUCCUGAGGGCGGGCAAGCUCCGUUCCCUUAGGGAGAUGUGCGCCCUCUCCUUCAGAGAGGAGCUGCUUUACUGGGGGGUCCCCGAGGAGAACCUGGAGUGGUGCUGCCGCCGGCGUCUGCUGCAGCGCAUCGAAGACUUCGAAGCGAUGGAGAGGGCCGAGGAGGACGACGAGCUUUUGGAGGACCUGAUGGGUUCCGAGAACAGCGGCCACAGGCAUCACACGGCCGAGUCCAAACUCGGUCAGUGCAUGGGCAAGCUGAGAGACAUGGUGGAGAGGCCUCAGUCUGGCCUGCCCGGAAAGAUCUUCGCUUGCUUGUCUGUUUUGUUUGUCACCAUUACUGCCGUCAACCUCUCCAUCAGUACUAUGCCAGCCAUGAGAGAAGAGGAGGAGGCGGGUACAUGCUCCAAGAUGUGCUACAACAUCUUCAUCGUGGAAACCGUGUGUGUCGCCUGGUUCUCCCUGGAGUUCACCCUGCGCUUCAUCCAAGAUAGCAGCAAGCUGACUUUCCUCAGGAAACCCCUGAACUUGAUCGACGUUGUGGCCAUCUUGCCCUACUACAUCACGCUGAUGGUGGACAGCACCUCCACGGGUGAGAAGCGACUGGGUUCUGGCAGCUCCUACUUAGAUAAAGUGGGCUUGGUGCUGCGUGUGCUCAGAGCUUUGCGCAUCCUUUAUGUCAUGCGACUAGCUCGCCAUUCCCUGGGCCUGCAAACUCUGGGCCUGACGGCCCGUCGAUGCACGCGGGAGUUCGGACUGCUCCUCCUUUUUCUGUGCGUGGCCAUCGCUCUGUAUUCCCCCUUACUGUACUUGAUUGAGAACGAAAUGGCCACCCAACAGGAAUUCACAAGCAUCCCCGCCACCUACUGGUGGGCCGUCAUCACCAUGACAACGGUGGGCUACGGAGACAUGGUGCCGAGGAGCAUCCCGGGUCAGGUGGUGGCCCUGAGCAGCAUCCUGAGCGGGAUCCUCCUCAUGGCUUUCCCGGUCACCUCUAUCUUCCACACGUUCUCGCGUUCCUACGUGGAGCUGAAGCAAGAGCAGCAGAGGCUCCUGCAGAGGAGGACGCACUUCCUGCUACGCAGCCGAAUGGCCGGCCUGGGCAGCAACCUCUCGCUGGAGAGCGAUAUACUCUUCCCCAUUGGGUCAUCUGAGACACGACACAUGGACGACUAAGAAUUUUGGGACUGGAUAGUGCAUGAGAGUUUUGACAAAGAUACUACACGAGAAGAAGAUUGGCCUGAAAAAGAAAGUGUUAUAAUGUUGAAAUAUUAAAUAUACAGUAAAAAAGAAAAAGACAAGCUUUGAAUUAUAAAGAUUUACAUAUUCAAAGGUGAUAAUACAUCGUAUGAACUUCGGCAGAACUUAAAAUUUGAAAUAUACAACCUCAAAUGACUGCGUCAUUGUUAAAUAACUAAAAGUCAGAAGUAUUGUAUAAAAAACUAAGUGCAUCCUAAAAGCUUGCAAAGGGAUCAGGACAGAAACUGGCAGCCAAGUGCAGCAAACGGAUUAUCAGUAAGUGUGAGGUGAGCACCUCUCUCUGAGCAAAACUAGUCAUUUGCUAAAGUGUGGCCUUUUUAACUACUGAGUUCACAACUCUUUAGUUGUAUUAACACACUUGAAAAGGGUAUUGUUACACAUCAGACUAGUAAAUGGUCAUAUGACCAAAUUCAACCAAUUUGGAAUCCACCACUAUAUUGUGAAAAAGCUGGAAAUGGAAACAUUUAAGACAAUUAUCAGAAAUCCAAAAAAGAGAGUGGCAGCACAGUUCAGGUUUGAAAUUUUUUUCUCAGAACAAAUCCACAAAACAAAUGGAAAAUAUUCUUUGGAUAGAUGAAACCAAAGUGGAGAUGUCUGUAUACAAUAUAUGUCGCCACAUUGGUGAAAGCAAAAUGCAGCAUGUCACCACUUCAUUUCAGCUGUCAAUCAGGGUGGAGGAGUGGUAAUGAAAUGCACUUUUUUGUGGCCGCAGGACCUGGAAACUUUGCAAUCAUCAACCAUGAUUUCAUCUAAAUACCAAAGAAUUUAUGGAGUCAAAAAUGAAGCGAUCGGUCCGACAGCUGAAGAUCAAUUCCAAUUGUUUGGGGUUUUUUACACGACAUUGGUCUGAAGACCAAACUUCAACUUAAUUGAAAUGCCAUGUUUUUUAGUUAUGCUGUCCACUGCUUCUGAGUUUUGCUUAAACAACUUCACCAAACGGUUAAGGUUGCAGUUUUUUAACUUUGAGACAAGGUAAGAAGCAUAUUAAUUUUUAGUAUAUCCUGUGAUGCAAAAUAUUAGAAAUGGAGGGAAGUAGUUUUUCUUUUUUUUUAUACUUAUUUGUAGAUUGGAUUAAGGGAAAGAAAAUAAUAGCAAGAAAGUUAUGUUUAUUUUUCCUUUACAAAACUCUAACUGUGUAGCCGACAACAAAUAAACAAAUACAAUAAUACAAGAGGACAAAAUAUAAGCAUAGUGAUUAAUCAUAAUGUUACAAACUGUAAAAUACUGUAAAUCAUAUGAAAAUCCUAUUUAAUUUAAGGCAUCACAGAUUAGUCUAAGCAAUGUUUUUUUAUUCUAUUUUGUUUACUGCAAUCUUCAAAUUUGAUGUUUCUGUACAUUUCGAUGAAUGGGUUGAUGACUGAAUGCUCCCAAAAUAACAUUACAAAGUUGACAUGCCCAUAUCAAUUGUGCUGUUUUCAUUGUUCUUUUCUUUAAGGUUAUGUAUGCAAAACCUCCCAAUUAAAAUAGCAAUACUGUGACAGUGACUGUGCGUAACUGUUUGGGAAUUAUUUUGUAUCUUUAAAGUAAAUCCAAGUGGACUUCUGCUUGUCUUUCAUGCUUUUAUUUGAAAUUAAAAUUGUUUUUCACAAUGUCCCAGAGGAGCCACAGUACA